CCGAGCAUCCUGAGCUCUCUGCUGCUGCUGCUGCUCACUGGGACUUUUAAACAUCACAACCUGGAGCUCAGCUGACCCCAAAAACCCACCACUGGAGAAGAGUUUGGCUUUGACAAGAGGGAAGGUAUUUCUACAACAGGUGAAAUAUGAUGAGGUGGAUUGUGUUGCUGUCUGCAUGUCUACAUGUCACCUCAGCAGCAUUUGAUUACCUUUAUGAAGGACACUCGUUGAUGGACCCGGAGGAUGUGCUGAGUGUGAGCAUUCCUUUGGAGGAGCCACAGCGUCCGCUACUAGGGGCAACAUUGCUACUACCGUGUUACUUUGAGGACCACACUGUCCCAGACCCCGGAGCUCCCACCAUUGCUCCACUCGCUCAUCGCAUCAAAUGGAGCCUCGUCACCAAAGAAAAAGUCACGACUAUCCUGGUGGCCUUGGAAGGACAGGUGCGUAUCAGCGAGAGCUACCUGGACAGAGUUCAUCUGGUGGGCUACCCCAUGACUUCUACGGAUGCUAGCAUCAAGAUAUCUGAGUUGCGGUCCAGUGACACAGGAGUCUACCGCUGUGAGGUCCAGCACGGCAUCGAGGACAACCACGACAUCGUCCAUGUGCAGGUUCAAGGUAUGGUGUUCCACUACAGGGCCAUCAUGGGACGCUACACUUUGACUUUUGAAAAGGCGAAAACAGCAUGCACCCAGAACAGUGCGGUCAUGGCUUCACCUGAACAGCUUCAAGCGGCCUACGAUGGUGGAUUCCACCAGUGUGAUGCGGGCUGGCUCUCUGACCAGACAGUCAGGUACCCAAUCCAUGAUCCUCGUGUGAACUGCUAUGGUGACAAAGAGGAGCUGCCUGGCGUCAGGACAUAUGGAGUGAGAGAUCUCAAUGAGACUUAUGAUGUCUACUGCUUCACUGAGAAAAUGACAGGCAGAGUUUUCUACACCGCUGCUGCAGAAAAGUUCACCUUCAAAGAGGCUGUGGUGGCAUGCUCCAAUCAGGGAGCUCAGUUGGCCACUACUGGUCAACUCUACCUGGCCUGGCAGGGUGGGAUGGAUGUCUGUAACGCCGGCUGGCUGGGAGACAGGAGUGUCCGCUACCCCAUCAACAUUCGACGGCCGCAGUGUGGAGGGAGUCUGCUGGGGGUGCGAACUGUUUACCUCCACACAAACCAGACAGGAUACCCACUUCCUGAGUCCCGUUACGACGCCUUCUGCUACACAGAGUCCCCUGAUGAGGAAGGUUCAGGCAUCAUAGAAGAGGGAAGUGGCGUGCUGAGUGUUACUACGGUAACACAGAGCCCAGAGGUGUUCUUCAGGAGGACGACCACAGAGAGCGAGGCGAUCGGAGAGGUGGAGACGCAGCAGCCUACCGUAGUGGACUUCACCUUCACAGAGAGCCCUACCGGGCUGCCGCUGCCUCAGCCGCCCAACAUCACCGAGUUCAUCACUGACCUGAUAGAGGCGGCCACCGCCCGGCCCGACACAGGCCGAGAGCCCAGCAAAGGCUUUGUGAUGCCUCCAACGGGUGUGGUCUUCCAUUAUCGCUCAGGCUCCAGCCGCUAUGCCUUCACCUUCGUUGAGGCCCAGCUGGCCUGCCAGAGUGUCGGAGCCUCCAUGGCCACGCCGGAGCAGCUGCAGGCAGCAUACGAGGCUGAAUAUCACCAGUGUGAUGCAGGAUGGUUACUGGACCAGACUGUAAGGUAUCCUAUUGUUAUCCCUCGACAUAAGUGUGCUGGAGAUCUGGGGGAUCAACCUGGAGUUCGGUCAUAUGGUUUGAGGCCAGCAGACGAGAGAUAUGAUGUGUACUGCUACAUUGAUGGGCUCAAAGGAGAGGUUUUCCAUGUGGGCUCCGCUGAGGGUUUCACAUAUGAUGAGGCUGCUUAUAGCUGUCAAGAGCAGAACGCCAUACUGGCCUCCACCGGAGAGCUCUACACAGCGUGGAAAAUGGGUUUCGACAAGUGCCGUGCUGGCUGGCUAUUGGAUCGUAGCGUCCGCUAUCCCAUCAACAACCCCCGCACUGGGUGUGGAGCUGGAAAAUCAGGAGUACACACUGUGUACGCUCACGACAACCAGACAAGCUAUCCUGAAGUCGAUGCCAGAUUUGAUGCAUACUGUUUCAGAGCGGAUAUUCUACUUAUUGCAAAUGAAACUGGACUGAACAUCACAGAUAUCCAGGAGGCCCUGCUUAACCUAACGUCAAUUACUGAUCUGCUGAGGCCUGCUGUUCCUUCCAUCGUCUCUCCCAUCCCUGUGGAUACUUCAGGCUCUGGCUCAGGCUCAGCAGAAUUCGGCUCAGGGUCUGGGGUUGACGGUGCCUCUGGGGGUUACUCUGGAGACUUGUCUGGAUCCGGAGACUUGUCUGGAUCUGGAGACCAGGUAACCACAGGAGAUCUGUCUGGAUCCGGAGAUCUGUCUGGAUCUGGAGACCGAGUAACCAGUGGAGAUUUGUCUGGAUCUGGAGAUCUGUCUGGUUCUGGAGACAGGGUAAUCUCUGGAGAUCUGUCUGGUUCUGGAGACUUGUCUGGUUCUGGAGACAGGGUAAUCUCUGGAGAUCUGUCUGGUUCUGGAGAUCAAUUCACCUCUGGAGACUCGUCUGGUUCUGGAGACCUGGCCGGCAGUGCCAGUGCUGAGCUACCCAGUGGAGCGUCAGGCUUCAGCAGUGCAGAUGCUUCUGGAUCAGCUCUCAGUGGAGAAGGAUCCGGCAUCACUGUUGUUUUUUCGGGCAUUGACAGCAUUGUCUCUGCAGAGGGCUCAGUUUCAGGAGGACUCCAAGAAGCUGGAGAGGGAAGCACAGGGAUCUUUAUCUUCCCUUCAUCUGAAUCAGGCUCUGGAGUGCUUAGUGGAAGUGGGGACCUCUCUGAAUUUGGAUCUGGAUUAAACUCUGCAGAGAGUGGAUCUUCCAGCUCUGCAAGUGGACAGUUCUCUGGCAUGCCGUCCGGUUUUAUCACCAACCAGGACUUUUCUGGAUUCAGUGGUUUACCAUCAGGAUUCUCCUCUGGAAGUGCUAGUGGACAGUCAGGAGAGCUUUCAGGAAGUGGAGACAUUCAGAUUUUACUGAUAGAUCGUGAACUGAUUGAUGCGUCCACCCCUAGUACCAACAAGGAGUAUGUGCUUAGUGGAGGCCUACUGUCGUUCAGUGGCUCUGGAGACAUUUCAGGAUCUGGGAUUCACAGUGGCUCGGCCUCUGGAAGUGGCUCUGGGUUCUUCUCGGGAUCAGGGUUCACUGACAUGACAGUGUCAUCCUCUGGAGAGCAGGAGGCCUCUGGGUUUUUACUCCACAGCUCUGGACAGGAAAGUGGUGGACAUUUGUAUUCUGGAUUUGGAAGCUCAGGUUUCCUCUCUGGGUCUGGAUCGGGAAUGUCUGGAUCGGGAAUGUCUGAAUCAGGAAUGUCUGAAUCAGGAAUGUCUGGAUCUGAGUCCUCAACAAGCGGAGAAGAAGGCAGUGUUACAUUUUUGACUGGGGAUUUUUUGACAGAGGUAUCCGGAGACGCUACACUGUCUAUGGAGCUUGGACAGGGGUCGGUGGAGUACAGCGGAGAAGGAAGCAGUAGCAGCAGUGGCUUCUACUCCGGCAGCGGAGACACCAGCUUGUCCGCAGCCAGCGGCACUUUUUCAGCGGCUUCCUCUGGUGAUAUGCCACAGGUGCUGGUGCAGCUCUCUCCAUCCAGUGAGUUGUCACUGACAGAGAGCACCACAGGACCAGAGGAGGCCCUAAGUGGGGCUGAACUGUCACAGAUCCCUAGUGGCAUCUAUGGGACUCCCCACCCUGUGCGUGCCCCCGCAGGACUGGCUGCUCCUCCCACCGCAGCUACACCAGCCUCUGUGCAGGCACCAGGCGAUGGUAAAGAAACAGAUUCAGUGGAGGGUGGUUUUAACCCAUGUGAACCCAACCCUUGUGGAGCUGCUUCAUGCACCGUAGAGGGCGGGGUUGCUCUCUGCCAUGAGGUUGAUGUGUGCCAUCCCAACCCUUGUGCCAAUGGAGCCACCUGUGUGGAGAGCGCAGACUCUUACAAAUGCUUAUGCCUGCCCAGCUACGGAGGGGAACACUGUGAGAUCGAUGAGCAGCAGUGUGAAGACGGUUGGACUAAGUUUCAGGGGAACUGCUACCUGCACUUCUCUGACAGAGAGGUGUGGCUGGACGCAGAGCAGCGCUGCCGGGACCUGAACGCCCACCUGGUCAGCAUCAUCACCCCAGAGGAACAGGACUUUGUCAACUCAAACGCACAGGACUACCAGUGGAUCGGGCUGAAUGACAAGACAGUUGAGAAUGACUUCCGCUGGACAGAUGGCACUCCACUGCAAUUCGAGAACUGGAGGCCGAACCAGCCAGAUAAUUACUUCAACUCUGGAGAAGACUGUGUGGUGAUGAUCUGGCAUGAGAAUGGCCAGUGGAACGACGUGCCGUGCAACUACCACCUGCCGUUCACCUGCAAGAAAGGCCCAGCGUCCUGUGGCGCCCCGCCAGAGGUGGAGAAUGCCCACAUGUUUGGUAACAGGAGGGAGGAAUACCCUGUCAACGCCAUCAUCCGGUAUCAGUGCAACCCAGGCUUUACACAGCGCCACCCUCCCGUGGUUCGCUGUAAAGCAGACGGACUGUGGGAGAAACCCCAGGUGGAAUGUACUGACGUGAAAGCCAGAAAAAGGAUACAGCGGAGGAGCAGCAGGAGUCUGGCAGCCAGCAGCAAGCUUCACUAAAGAGGGAUAAAAAGAAAAGAGGAAUUAAACUAUUUAAGAACAUUUGCAGCACACGGAAAUCCAUUUUCCAUUUUAGUGAAGAUGAUUCGAGGUUUUAAAUUGUCGGAAGGCUACAUCAUAGUUUGAUCCCCUGUCCUUCAUAAUAUAUUUUAAUUAUAUAUAAUUAUUGUAUUGCUCUGAGUUGAUUUGCAUCGUGUGUUUUGUUAUAUAAUUUUGUUUGGUAAAAUCAUUGCUGGGAUUCUUUGUUCCACAUGAGUUUUCUAGAAGGCAGCAUCUGUCUGGUUCACUGUAGUCUGCUGUAGAUCUGUACCACAGAGAUGAGGCACGUUAGGAUCUGCUGUAAAACUAGUUGAUGGUGUGAGACAUCAACAAGUUAUAUGUUUGUGUACCCGUAUGGCAUAGCUUAUCGUUAUAUCUGUCAGAAGAAAAACACAGCAGGGGAAGAUACUCCUUUGGUUUGUUAAAGGGAAAUACUGGUGUUUUUAAAGUUCACAUCAAUCAAUCAUCCCAGUUUCCCUGCUGGUUUCUGUCCUUCCUGCUGGUUUCUGCACUCAGUAAGUGUAGCUAAAGGUCAAGCGGCAACCUCCGGUGGUGAAAAAGGAUGCCAAGGCUUGAGGCUGGCUCCACAAGGGAGUCAGUCCCCAUAGACCCAAUCACAAAGUUUGUUUGCAAUAAGUUCACCAGUAGAAAACCCCUGCGUCCUGUACAUACAAUUUAAAGGUGCACUAUGAGUUCCUGCAUGGUUUCAGUGCGAUUUCUUUUUUAAAAAAAUGUCCUUGAUCCGCUAGCUGCCUGCGCCCUGAGUACGGAGGGGGUGGGUGGUUAGUGCGUCUUUUUCACUGAAAUUAAUGGCGCUUUUCCGUUACAUGGCACCUACUCAACUCGCCUCGACUCUACUCGCCUUUUUUGGUUUUCCAUUACGAAAAAAAGUACCUGGUACCUGCUAAC
Perca fluviatilis (European perch) is the source of this 5636-nucleotide messenger RNA. RefSeq names its product aggrecan core protein-like. Bases 147 to 4688 code for a protein of 1513 amino acids. Gene Ontology annotation, biological process: cell adhesion. The transcript has 21 exons. Gene Ontology annotation, molecular function: calcium ion binding; hyaluronic acid binding. Lineage: Eukaryota; Metazoa; Chordata; Actinopteri; Perciformes; Percidae. The record is from RefSeq and is a predicted model, not a curated record.